Colius striatus (speckled mousebird) is the source of this 1641-nucleotide messenger RNA. It is a transcript of the gene ST6GALNAC1, whose product is annotated as ST6 N-acetylgalactosaminide alpha-2,6-sialyltransferase 1. The transcript is spliced from 9 exons. NCBI's taxonomy places the organism in Eukaryota, Metazoa, Chordata, Aves, Coliiformes, Coliidae. The coding region runs from base 1 to 1641 and encodes 546 amino acids. The record is from RefSeq and is a predicted model, not a curated record. Gene Ontology annotation, molecular function: alpha-N-acetylgalactosaminide alpha-2,6-sialyltransferase activity.
AUGCGUUUUUUCAGGAGAAGGCUUCCCAAAAUUCCCAGAGCCCUCAUUUGGUUCAUUGUUCUAACACAGUUUUGCAUCUGCAUUGCUUAUUUCAGCUCCUUGUUUGGCUUGUCAAACACAUGGAUUUUCAGGCAGCUGAGUGUUUUCCAGCGUGCCCCAGAUGUGCUGCAAGUGGACAGCCAAGAGCAACAGGAUAAUGGGAACUUAAGAAGCCUUUUAAAGGUGACUUUGGGGAGAGACAUCCUAAGGCUUGAACAAGGGAUGGAUGAGAGAACACCAAGAUGGGAAGGAAAGGAGGAGCAGAAGAAAAUUAUGAAACCAGUUGCCAGGUUGAAAGAAGCCAAGGAGACAACAACAGUGAAAACAACUCCUAAGGUGCAGGGAAACAUGAAGAAAACAACAGUGAUUCCAGGGGUGAAAGAAGUCAAGGAAAAGACAACAGUGAAACCACUUCCCAAGGUUGAAGAAGCCAAGGAAAAGGCAGCAGCGAAACCAUCCUCUGGGAUGGAGAAAGCUCGUGAAAACAACAUAUCCAAAGACCAAAGAAAGACAAAAGAGCCUCCUCCAUCAGAAAGAAAUGUAAGACCUGUUCCUCAGACUGCUGCAGUGACAGAAAAGAAACUGAGGGCUGCUGACUUCAAGUCUGAGCCAAAGUGGGAUUUUGAGGACAAGUAUCUGCUGGACAACUCCCAUCCACCAUGGACCUGCUCUGCUUCAGUGAAAGUCAAAGCUGCCAAGUCUGACUGGCUUCGAGAUCUUUUCCUGCCCAACAUCAUGCUCUUCACAGACAGGAGAUACUUCAAUGACAGUGAGUGGGACCGCCUGGAGCAUUUUGCACCUCCCUAUGGUUUCAUGGAGCUGAAUUAUUCACUGGUGAAGGAAGUCAUGGCCCUGCUGCCCCCAAAUCCCCACCAGCAGCUGCUCCUGGCCAACAGCAAGAGCAACAUGUCAACAUGCAUCAGCUGUGCUGUCGUGGGCAAUGGAGGAAUAUUGAAUAACUCUGGGAUGGGCCAGGAGAUUGACUCCCACGACUACGUCUUCCGGGUGAGCGGGGCUGUAAUCAAAGGUUAUGAAAAAGAUGUGGGAACAAAAACCUCCUUUUAUGGCUUCACAGCGUUCUCCCUGGUGGCCUCUCUCCAGAUCUUGGGACGCAGAGGGUUCAGCAAGAUCCCACAGGGAAAAGAUGUCAGAUACAUUCACUUCCUGGAGGGAGCUCGAGACUAUGAGUGGCUGAAGGCUCUUCUGCAGAACAAAGACAUCCGAAAAGGAUUCUUGAACGAGCACAGGCCCCGGGACAGAUUUGAUAAAGAUUUCAUGCUGGAAAAAUACCUGGUGGUUCACCCUGAUUUCCUCAGAUACAUGAAAAACAGGUUUUUGAAAUCUAAAAGCCUGGAAAAGCCCUACUGGCGACUGUACAGACCCACAACAGGGGCCUUCCUGCUGCUGACUGCCCUCCACCUCUGUGACCGGGUGAGUGCCUAUGGCUACAUCACAGAGGAUCACAAGAAGUACUCAGAUCACUACUAUGACAAGGACUGGAAACCUCUGAUUUUCUACACUAACCAUGACUUCAACCUGGAGAAGCAAGUGUGGAAAAAGCUUCAUGAUGAGAAUAUCAUGAAGCUUUACCAGAGAUCCUGA